Molecule: messenger RNA, 1401 nt
Organism: Leptomonas pyrrhocoris
Lineage: Eukaryota; Euglenozoa; Kinetoplastea; Trypanosomatida; Trypanosomatidae
Product: putative mitochondrial elongation factor Tu
Exons: 1
Coding region: 1-1401 (466 amino acids)
Biological process (GO): mitochondrial translational elongation
Cellular component (GO): mitochondrion
Molecular function (GO): GTP binding; translation elongation factor activity; GTPase activity
Source: RefSeq, a predicted model, not a curated record
AUGUUCCGCUCCUCCGUGCAGCGUUUCGCCCCCAAGGGGAAGGAGGCCUUUGUCCGCGGCAAGCCGCACCUCAUCAUCGGCACCAUCGGCCACGUCGAUCAUGGCAAGACGACCCUCACCUCCGCCAUCACCACCGUGCUCGCCAAGACGGGGAAGGCGAAGGCGAUGGACUACUUCGCCAUCGACAAGUCUCCCGAGGAGAAGAGCCGCAAGAUUACUAUCAACGCGACGCACGUCGAGUACGAGUCCGAUAAGCGCCACUACGGCCACAUCGACUGCCCGGGUCACAUGGACUUCGUGAAGAACAUGAUCACCGGCGCUGCGCAGAUGGACGGCGGCAUUAUCGUGGUGGCUGCGACGGAUGGCGUGAUGCCGCAGACGCGCGAGCAUCUCCUCAUUUGCUCCCAGAUCGGUCUGCCCGCCCUCGUUGGGUUUAUUAACAAGGUCGAUAUGACGGACGAUGAGACGUGCGAUUUGGUGGAUAUGGAGGUGCGGGAGCAGCUGGAGAAGUAUAAGUUCCCUGCCGAGGAAACCCCGAUUGUGCGGGGCUCCGCCUUGAAGGCGCUGGAAGGGGACCCGAAAUACGAGGAGAAGAUUAUCGAGCUGGUGAAGAAGUGCGACGAGUGGAUCCCCGACCCGCCGCGCAACACCGAUAAGCCCUUCCUCAUGGCUAUCGAGCACGUCUAUGAGAUUGGCAAGGACAAGAAGAGCGUCAUCGUGACGGGCCGCGUUGAUCAGGGCGUGCUGAAGCUGAACACGGACGCCGAGCUGGCCGGCUUCAGCGCCAAGAAGGCCACCGUGAAGGUGACGGGCAUCGAAAUGUACCACAAGACCCUCGAGGAGUGCAUGCCGGGUGACUCCGUCGGUGUCAGCAUCGUGGGCGCCGGUGACACGGUGAACCUGUCGAAGGACAACAUCGAGCGCGGCAUGGUGAUGGCCGCGCCGGGCAGCACGAACCUGUACAACAAGGUGAAGGCGCAGGUGUACGUGCUGACGAAGGACGAGGGCGGCCGCCACACCGGUUUCAGUCCGCACUACCGCCCACAGCUCUUCUUCCACUGCGCCGACGUGACAGCUGACAUGAGCUUCCCAGAGGCGGAGAAGCAGCGCGAGGAGCUGAACAAGAAAUACGGCCGCGGCCCCGAGGAGGAGAAGAAGAAGGAGGCGGAGGUGAAGGAGUUCGAGAGCAAGCUGGUCUGCAUGCCGGGCGACAACCGCGAGCUGAUCCUUACGCUGGCCUACCCGAUGCCGGUCUCGAAGGGUCUGAAGUUCACGAUUCGUGAGGGCAAGAUCACCGUGGGCUGGGGUGCGGUCACUGAGACGAUGGGUCUGGACACCAAGGUCAACAUUGAGGGCAAGCGCAUCGGUGCGAAGCCGGUUACAGGCAAGAAGAAGAAGUAA